UCCACGCCGGCGCCGUGCCCGCUCGCCCGCCCGCCGGGCCGCGCACCCUCGCCGGCAGUGGGAGAGCCGGAGCGGCGGAGGUCACCGCGGGGAGGCGGGGCGGGGCAGCAUGGCAGCCUCCUUCUGGCUCCGCGGAGCCGCCUCCGGCCUCCGGCCCUGGAGCCGCCGGCAGCGGCCGGCAGCGGCCAGCCUUGCAGCGGUGUGUUCUAGGUCAAUGGCCUCUAAGACUCCAGUUGGAUUUAUUGGACUUGGCAACAUGGGGAAUCCAAUGGCAAAAAACCUCAUGAAACAUGGCUACCCACUCGUUAUUUAUGAUGUGUUCCCUGAUGCGUGCAAAGAGUUUCAAGAAGCAGGUGAACAGGUAGUGUCUUCCCCAGCAGAUGUAGCUGAAAAAGCUGACAGAAUUAUUACCAUGUUGCCCACCAGUAUGAAUGCAAUAGAAGCUUAUUCCGGAGCAAAUGGAAUUCUGAAAGAAGUGAAGAAAGGCUCACUAUUAAUAGAUUCCAGUACUAUUGAUCCUUCGGUUUCAAAAGAAUUGGCCAAAGAAGUUGAGAAAAUGGGAGCAGUUUUCAUGGAUGCCCCUGUUUCUGGUGGUGUCGGAGCUGCUCGGUCUGGGAACCUCACGUUCAUGGUGGGAGGAGUCGAAGAGGAAUUUGCUGCUGCCAAGGAGUUGCUGAGCUGCAUGGGCUCCAAUGUGGUGUACUGUGGUGCUGUUGGGACUGGACAGGCUGCAAAGAUCUGCAACAACAUGCUGUUAGCUAUUAGUAUGAUUGGAACCGCGGAAGCUAUGAAUCUUGGGAUCAGGUUAGGGCUUGAUCCAAAACUGUUGGCUAAAAUCCUAAAUAUGAGCUCAGGACGGUGUUGGUCAAGUGACACAUACAAUCCUGUACCUGGGGUGAUGGUCGGCGUUCCCUCGGCUAAUAACUACCAGGGUGGAUUCGGAACAACACUCAUGGCGAAGCCUUGGGGAGCCACAGUUCAAAAUGAGCCUUCCUCCCCAUCUCAGCGUGUCUCUCCUGCCUUUGUUUGGUUUAGGAUCUGGGAUUGGCACAGGACUCCGCCACUAACACAAAGAGCCCGAUUCUCCUGGGCAGCCAGGCCCAUCAGAUCUAUAGGAUGAUGUGUGCAAAGGGCUACUCGAAGAAGGACUUCUCGUCCGUGUUCCAGUUCCUGCGAGAGGAGGAGAACCUCUGAGUUGGCACUUUGGCCCUGGACACUCUUGGAAACCAAACUCUGUCUUGGAGCCUCCCCACUGCUCACUCCACAAGUAAACGAGCUUAAUCAAAGGUCACCUGUCUGCUUCAGAUUGUCUAGGUCACAGUUAAAUGGGUUUUGCACCCAUUUUUUACUGCUUAUUUUUAUCUAUUUAGCAAACACACAUUAUCUGAUUUUUUUUUUUUUUUCUGCAAGCCCCCAAUGGUCUCUGUUAACUAGCUGAUUGACCUUUUUCAAAAGUUUGAUCCUUGAGCAUAUUCAACUAAAUCAUUGAUUACUUCAAUCAGGAUAUUAUUUAUACCACUUUACAAACAAAACAAAAUAUUCUCCAACAGGACAAAAUUGAUCUUAAAGAGGAGAAAAAAAACACAAAAAACUGCACAGAAGGAGUUAGAGAACGGGGGAAUACAGUGAGUUACUGCCUGUGUCCCUCAGCAAGCUUGUCCUGUUUACCAGGUAGUGGUAUUCUUGCAUUACUGAGGUUACUGUGUUAUUUUCUGGGGAAUUGAUAAAGCAGGAAAACUCCUUGCUAUAUGUUUUAUAAUUUGGACUCUGUUACAGUAUCUUAGUGGGUCCCUCUUGUAACAAUUCCCAAUACUCAGCAAACUUGUUUUUAUAUUUUUCCUUCCUUGUACAUUCUUACCACAUAUUUUUGACUUCAAAAGAAUGACAUCUUUAGACCUGUUUAAGAGCCAAUGAUGAUAUUUGCUUUAGAUAAUUAUUAUAGUAUUCUACAUAGAACCAUAUUAUUUUGAAAUUGAAUAAAUUUCUAUGCUGAUAA
Messenger RNA from Pipistrellus kuhlii (Kuhl's pipistrelle), 1996 nucleotides. It is a transcript of the gene HIBADH, whose product is annotated as 3-hydroxyisobutyrate dehydrogenase. The coding region runs from base 110 to 1120 and encodes 336 amino acids. NCBI's taxonomy places the organism in Eukaryota, Metazoa, Chordata, Mammalia, Chiroptera, Vespertilionidae. Gene Ontology annotation, biological process: L-valine catabolic process. The transcript has 8 exons. Gene Ontology annotation, cellular component: mitochondrion. Gene Ontology annotation, molecular function: 3-hydroxyisobutyrate dehydrogenase activity; NAD binding; NADP binding. The record is from RefSeq and is a predicted model, not a curated record.